Molecule: messenger RNA, 708 nt
Organism: Funneliformis geosporum
Lineage: Eukaryota; Fungi; Glomeromycota; Glomeromycetes; Glomerales; Glomeraceae
Source: the annotation of a GenBank genome assembly
AUGAGUUGGCCUAAAAGUCUAAUCUCUUCCGAUUGGGGAAGCACAACUGCUAUUGCGCCAAACGGCGAAAACGUUGUCGUAUUCGCAAAUAAAAUUUGUGAAGUUAAUCCAGAUGGCAAUUACACUCAAAUUGGAUUAGAAUGGCCAAAAAUUAUAGCAGCAACUACUAAUGGCAACUUCAUUUACGCUAUUUAUCCUGAUGGAUUCAUUUACAAGAUUAGUACUUCGUCUUACACUAGUGUUUUCAAAUGGGCUGAAGCAGGCGGUGGAUGGGAGAGAGCGAAAGCAAUAUUCGCUUACAAUGACCACAUUUACGUUGUCCGUGAUUCUAUCUGGGAAAUACGUCUUGACGGUACUUAUCAUAUGGUUCAGAAUGAUAACUGGGGGGCUACACGAUCUAUCACAGUAAUUGUCGAUUACGCGUAUUCGGUCCAUGAUAAUGGAAUUAUUUAUAAAAUUAAUUUGAAAGAUUGGACCUACAGAAUUCUUAGUAAGGGAUGGGCAAAAACAUUCCGAUUCCAAUUACUUACAUUAGAUAAUAAGUUGUUUGCUUAUGACGUAUAUCUUACAAUGGUUGAUACAAAUACUGGUUCGAAACAUGUUAUACAUAAAGAUAAUUGGAAUUCGAAAUUAGCUGGUUGUUCCACUGCUAAUGCAAUGUAUACAGCUUUUACUAGUGGGAAUCUUUGGAAAAUUACAAAAUCUUAG